Messenger RNA from Nomascus leucogenys (northern white-cheeked gibbon), 769 nucleotides. RefSeq names its product N-acetylated-alpha-linked acidic dipeptidase 2-like. The record is from RefSeq and is a predicted model, not a curated record. Gene Ontology annotation, molecular function: carboxypeptidase activity. Lineage: Eukaryota; Metazoa; Chordata; Mammalia; Primates; Hylobatidae. The transcript has 4 exons. The annotation marks the transcript as partial.
UUUACAAAGCUUCCUCAUCUGGCAGGAACAGAACAAAAUUUCUUGCUUGCCAAGAAAAUUCAAACCCAGUGGAAGAAAUUUGGACUAGAUUCACCCAAGUUGGUUCAUUAUGAUGUCCUCUUGUCUUAUCCCAAUGAGACAAAUGCCAACUAUAUAUCGACUGUGGAUGAACAAGAAACUGAUAUUUUCGAAACAUCAUACCUCGAACCACCACCAGAUGGCUAUGAGAAUGUUACAAAUAUUGUGCCACCAUAUAAUGCUUUCUCAGCCCAAGGCAUGCCAGAGGGAGAUCUUGUAUAUGUGAACUAUGCUCGCACUGAAGACUUUUUCAAACUAGAAAGAGAGAUGGGCAUCAACUUUACUGGGAAGAUUGUCAUUGCAAGAUAUGGAAAAAUCUUCAGAGGAAAUAAAUUUAAAAAUGCCAUGUUAGCAGGGGCCAUAGGAAUCAUCUUGUACUCAGAUCCAGCUGACUACUUUGCUCCUGAGGUACAGCCAUAUCACAAAGGAUGGAAUCUUCCUGGAACUGCAGCCCAGAGAGGAAAUGUGUUAAAUUUGAAUGGUGCUGGUGACCCACUCACUCCAGGCUAUCCAGCAAAAGGUAAGGGAUGAGUCUAUCAGUCCACCAAUUUUGCAAAGAUACUCCUUGCCCUUUUAGAAGGAAUACAAGCAACCAUGUUCACAAUAAUAUUAAACUAAAAUUCAGUGCACUUAUAUCAUUUUGGAUUACUGCUGCUAGGAAUUUUAAAACAUUUGCUCUUGUAUUAUUUUA